CUGUCGUUCAAAUAAAUUACAAUUCCAACUAGAACAUGCCCCUUCACUCCUUCAUUCGCAACGAUACAACUAUUAUUGCGCCAAAUGCCUCUCUUCGUCGUGUUAUAAACCGUCAUACAAAAGACUCUUUACUCGAUAUUAUACGGAAAUGGCUGCAAGACCCAAUGGCGCGCCCAAAAAUUGAAGAUACUUCUGAAGACGAAGAAAACUAUGAUAAUACCAAUGGACAACAAGUAAAGCGACUCUUACAUAAUUAUGAAAUAAUUUCUAGUAAAAAGAAUAUGGUUGAUAAAAUAUUUCUUGAGGAUUGGAAAAACGGAUUGAAUUAUAAACAAAUUGCUCAGCUUGACAUGAAAUAUUAUCAUGAUCAUUCUAGUCUCAAACAUUGGAAAGCAUUGAAACUAUGUUGGGAAAAUGGAUUGAGGAAAAAAGAAUAUCGGAAGACUUCAGAGCUUAAUUCGUCACUUUUGACACAACUUUCGCCAUUCUUCAAAACUCAUUUAUACAUCGAAGAAUUUGAAAAAAAUUGGUGGAUACGGAUUAGCAUUCACGAUGGAGUUCCUCCGAAUACCCUUCCUGUUAGUUCUAACAUCAUUUACGUGAUUUAUUUUACCAAUUCUGAACAUUUAUUAUGUAGCAAUAUUAAACGUGAACACAAGGAAUUUAUAAUGCAGGGACUUUUAAAAACCUUUGUAUGUAAUGAAAUUGAGGAGUGUGAUUUGAAAGGUAAAUAUGCGGAUUCUCUUGAAAAAUUAUUAUUACAUCGACAAUCCCAAGGCACGUACAGCCGCUACCGGUUAAAUCAAGUUGAUGAUAAUCCACUAUUAUUUCCAUCCAAAAAACCAAAGAAAGAUGAUAUACCUGAAAAUAUCGACCAAUUUGAAGAUAUGAUGGAUGAAGAUAACAUUUUACUUUUGAAGCAAAGAGACACUGCGGCAAAUGAUAAUUUCGGUCCAAAUGAACAGCCAUCACUUGACAUGGUUGAAAUCAAGUUAUCAACUCCUUUACAUACGUCCAAUAAUGAUGAUCAAUCGACACCGUUAUCUAUGACAGUUCUCUUUGAAGGAACAAAUGUGAUUGAGGGAAUAAAGAAAAUGAUUAUGGCAGGAAUUGCCGAACCUCCAUUACCAGCUUAUUUAGCUGAUAUACAUAGUAACGGAAGGAAUUACAUAGAAGUUGAUGAAAAUAAUGUUGUAAUAAAAAAAGGGCACUAGAACAUUUAGAAUAACAAAAUAAAUAGGUAAAUUAUGAAAUUCAAUUCUAGCUUAUAUUUCUACUAAUUAUGAAAUGAAACAAUAAUAAUAAAUAAUGUGUCAAGUUUAAUUAAAAUUUUUUUUUUUUUUUGUUUUUAAAACAUUAUUUUUAUACACUCUUAUUAACUAGUUUUUCUAAUUCAGAUUCUACAUCUUUAGCAGGCAAAUUAUUUAAUACGACCUUUUCUUCUUUACCAAAAUCAUAACGAGCAAAAAAUCUUGCUUCUACACCACUCGCUUCACGGAUAAGAAUUGGAAAAUUUGGAUUAGCUUCUUUUAAUGAAACAUAAUUUUUGGAGAUAAAUUCUCUGUUAAAAAAGAGAAUCAAUUAUCAAUUAUAUCAAUUUAAUAAGAAUUGU
This is a messenger RNA of Rhizophagus irregularis DAOM 181602=DAOM 197198, 1612 nucleotides long. RefSeq lists its product as uncharacterized. Gene Ontology annotation, biological process: CENP-A containing chromatin assembly; chromosome segregation. Lineage: Eukaryota; Fungi; Glomeromycota; Glomeromycetes; Glomerales; Glomeraceae. Gene Ontology annotation, cellular component: nucleoplasm. The record is from RefSeq and is a predicted model, not a curated record.